AAAUUAAAUACUUUUUACAAAAUCUAUGGUUAAACGUAUGGUGAAACUUUACCCAAAAAUAACUUGUCAAAAAUAUUUGGUAAAAAAGUAGACUAAUUUUUGUGAUGUGACUUGUGUAAUAGAGUGAAUCUAGGCCAUUAGGGUCUCUUCAUCUUAUUCUACAAAAAAGAAAGAAGUGAUACAAUGACAAGUUUUUUAUUUAUAUUGUAUAUGCAACUAUUUUGAGCUUAAUUUUAGUAAUCUAAACCACUAUAUAAAACAAGAUAUCUAUCAAAUGCAAAAACUAAGUUUUUAGAGAUUGUAGGCCACACUUCUGAUUGUAUAAAUGACAACAUUAACACUACCAUCUUGGAAAUUCACUAUCAGCUUGGAUAAGUUUCCAAGAUUCAACUUGGAAAAAGCCGUGUGCAACCACGGCUUUUUCAUGAUGGCUCCCAACCAUUGGGAUCCAUCUACUAAAACCUUUUCUCGUCCUCUACGAUUAGAUGAUUCCAUCAGAUCAGCUCUCACUUUCAUUUCACAGCCUCCAGGAGAGGAUCAUCUUGUCAUUACGGUUUAUGGUGCAACUAUUCUUUCCUCUAAGGAUGAGGGAGCCAUUCAGUCUCAGGUGAAGAGAAUGCUGAGACUCUCUGAUAAGGAUGAACAAGAUGUCACAUAUUUUCAUAAGCUUCAUCCACAUGCUGAGGCCAAAGGAUUUGGUCGGUUGUUUCGAUCACCAACCUUAUUUGAAGAUGUGGCCAAGUCUCUUCUUCUUCGCUUUUGCCCGUGGAAGACAUCUUUGGAUCUGGCAAAGGCUCUUUGUGAUGUACAACUGAAAAAAGUCAGAAUGUCGAAAAGAAAGAGAGCAAAUAUUGGAGACUUCCUGAGCCCGAGAGAAUUAGCAAGUUUUAGAGAGGAAGAGCUAAACGACAAAGGGAAAUUUGGAUAUAGAGCAGGGGACUUGAUUAAGUUGGCUAAACAAGUUGCUAAUGGAAAAAUUAAGUUUGAUAGUGCUGAUGAAGGGCACUACUCUAAGUUGAAGAUAAAUGGUGCUGGUCCUUUUACCACUAAUACUAUCAUGAUGUGUAUUGGACACUAUCAUAAUAUUCCAAUUGAUACUGAAACGUUGCGUCAUAUGAAAGAGUUUCAUGGACUUAAUAUGAGAAAGCGUAAAAAGGGACCAAUUAGUGUGGAAACAAAAGCGAAAAUACAAGAAUUCUACAAGAUUUAUCAUCCAUUUGAGUCUCUGGCUUACUGGUUUGAACUUGCCAACUCUUAUGAAAUAAAACUUGGCAAGACAUUAGGUGAGUUAUUACCAUCAGAAUAUCAUCAUGCCACCGGAAGCAAGAAAUGUUAAGAUGUGAUGUGAUGUGAUGUGUGAUGUGUGAUGGAUAGGAUAUUGGAUUGAAAGAAAGAAAAAAACUUCCCUUUCUUUUUCUUCUUUAUUUUGGUUUUAUCCCUCCGAUGAAUUUCGGCUAUGACCAAUGAAUGUUAACGGAGUAUUAGAUUUUGAAAUUGAUGAUCAUGUAUAUAUAGGGUUGAUUAACAACUUUGUUUUUGUUUUUGUUUUUUGUGCGGACUUCACUAUAUCACAUGAUUUCAACUUGAAUCCAUGUUUCUGUCUGUUUGAAAGACUUACAACAGAUUUUUUGCUUA
Molecule: messenger RNA, 1635 nt
Organism: Solanum tuberosum (potato)
Lineage: Eukaryota; Viridiplantae; Streptophyta; Magnoliopsida; Solanales; Solanaceae
Exons: 6
Coding region: 326-1336 (336 amino acids)
Biological process (GO): DNA repair; base-excision repair, AP site formation
Cellular component (GO): nucleus
Molecular function (GO): 8-oxo-7,8-dihydroguanine DNA N-glycosylase activity
Source: RefSeq, a predicted model, not a curated record